Drosophila mojavensis is the source of this 1454-nucleotide messenger RNA. Its product is annotated as SUN domain-containing protein 2. The record is from RefSeq and is a predicted model, not a curated record. The transcript has 2 exons. NCBI's taxonomy places the organism in Eukaryota, Metazoa, Arthropoda, Insecta, Diptera, Drosophilidae. The coding region runs from base 97 to 771 and encodes 224 amino acids.
CAACGCUCAUCUCUAAUGCAUUUGUGUAUGCAAUAGAGACGUUCGUAGGCUAAGUAAAAAGUGUAUUUACAAUUGUUCAAUUCGUGCAUUAUCGAAAUGGAGAACUUGAUUUUGCGGCGAGGGACGAGUGCUAGCAGUAAUUUCAAUAAUAUGACCGAUGAGCAGCUACAGGAAUGGCAUACAGCGGUGCUAAGCGAGGCUCAGCGUGAGAAUUAUGUGAAUCACAAUCUGGAAAUUGUGCGACAUUAUCGCACCGAGGCGAUCUCUCGAGCGCCCGCCUUCGACAUCGAACGCAAUGCCAUAGACGCUGCCAUUGCUCGCCACGGCCUGUAUGCGUCCAAUGCCAGCGCCAGCGAGAGCAGCGCCUGCCCAGAGCCAGUGGCUGGAGCACAAGAGGAAGUGCAGCCGCCACCCCUGCGCCGUCCACGCAUGGAGCAACCAGAGCAGCAGCAGCAACAGCAGAAGUUGGAGCAGCAGCAGAAGUCAGAGCAGCAACAGAAGUCAGAGCGGCAGCAGCAGCAGCAGGCUAGCCAUAGCAGCUCAGCUCCAGCUACAGCUGGCAGCUAUGGCCAUUAUGUGGCACUGGCUCACAUAUUCUCCGAUACAUUUGCUGGAGGUGGCAACGGGGUAACGGGCGCAGCCAAUGGCACUGCCAAUGGCAACACCAACACAACAACCAACAACAACAACAACAAUGAGCCCGAGGUUGCCGAAAUAAAUGAUUUGGCGAUAGCCAAGACCAUUGAUAGCCUGGGCUUGCGCCGCACCUAAUGAGGCGAAAGUACACUUAAUUAUAUAUUUAAGUAUCAUAUAUGUAUUUAUAUAGAUAUAUAUAUAUAUACGUAUUGAAACAAGUUGUUAAAUGAGAUCAGAAUGUGCAAGAUAUUGUUUAGAUCGUCUAAUGUAUAUUGUAUUUAUUUGUAGCGUUAUUCAUAAAACACUUUCCGAAUCGAAAAACGAAGAACGUAUCUGCUAUAUUAUAUAUAUAUAUAUAUAUAUAUAUUUAUAAAUAUAUAUAUAUAUAUAUAUAUAUAUAUAAUAUAAUAUAAUGUAAAUAAUAUCAGUUGACUUUUGUAUAUAGUGCAUUUAACUUAUAGUUGUUUAGCAUUUAAGCGUAGUGUACUUAAUUAAUCGCAAUUUAUGUAUGCUAGUGUACAUAUACAAGUAUAUAUAUAUAUAUUUAUAUGUAUAUAUAUAUUUGUAUAUAUAUCAAAUAUCUCAUCCGCGUUAGAACAAAUUAUAUAAGCAAAAUAGAAAAAAAAAAAAAAAAAAAAAAGUGACAACAAUGUCCUUUUCUAUAGAUAAAACAGUUUAACGUACUAACAAUAAUAACAAUCAUAGCAAAACUAGAAAGUUUCUCUAGAAACGUUUUUAAUUUACAACUUAAAAAAGGAACAAAUGUUAUUUGAUAUAUCCAUAUACAUAUAGAUAGUUUGCUCACAUCAAUCAAUCAA